AUGACACCCACCUCUUCCCUGUCACCCAAGAUAAAGGAUGUUGUGGUCAGCAUCCUGCAUACAUUGAAGUCGAUCGACCACGCACAUCUCACUAAAUCUGAGAUUCAGCGUCUAGGAGUCUCCGUUGACAUUUUUGCCUUGAACGAUGAAGACUCCUCCGAUAAAGAUUCCUUGGACCCCGAGACGCAAUGGCUUUUCAAGCCGAUUUCUAAGGAGGACAUCAAAACGUGGAAGAUCUCGCCCUCUGAGGCCAAGGCGGUGCAAAGCAGCCUGGAAAUCCCCGAUUUGGUUCAUGUGUCGCAGCAUCGGCCUGACUGGGACGUUACAGGCGCCACGCAAGAGGUGCCCGACUUCAUCACGGCGCAGUUCGACUUUCGGCGCAAAUCGAAGACUCGCCUAAGGGAUACAUUCGGGUGGAGUGAUAUCGAUUCGCUGGCGGCAAUGUGGGACUCCUUUUUCUCUAUGGAUGGAAAGUAUCGAGGCGUUGACACCCCGGGCUGGAGAACUUGCUUGAUAGAAGAUUGGUGGGAUGGUGAAGACCUCGCUGGACCUUCCGUCCGUCUCAUCAUCUGCACGGACAGGAAUGGCAAGGAAGGCAGUCUACUACAGAGUGAGCUCGGAUCAAUCGCUCAGGUCGUUGCGUUCCGCCGAAAUCAGCCGGGGUUCGAGACCUAUCGUUUAUUCCCAGUACUCUUGAUUUCGCUCUUCGGGCCUCGACACGGGCGUAUCAUCCAAGCCUGCUACGACCGGCGCAGUAAUAAAUUUGGACUUCGGAUCUCUCGAGUUUUCUGCUUUGUCACCAAGGAGGAUGCGGCAUUUGAUACAUUCUUUCGAUUCACGGCGAGCUAUCCACCCCAGAUAACAAAUCCCCACUUUGCUAGAUCUCUCCACGAUAGGGAAGCACUCAUCGAGAUCUAA
Messenger RNA from Penicillium mononematosum, 918 nucleotides. RefSeq lists its product as uncharacterized. Bases 1 to 918 code for a protein of 305 amino acids. The record is from RefSeq and is a predicted model, not a curated record. The transcript is spliced from 4 exons. NCBI's taxonomy places the organism in Eukaryota, Fungi, Ascomycota, Eurotiomycetes, Eurotiales, Aspergillaceae.